ACUCUGUCGAAAACAGAUGUUUUGCUUUAUCUGAAAUCAGAGAUUGGAAUAAAUAAACAAAAUUCUUGAUUUCAAAAGUUAAUUUGACCUUCAACAAGUGCGUUGCAGUUGUGAGACUUUUACAAAUUGUGCGCAAGAUGAGCGAGGCGGCUUCCAUCGAACAACUUUCCGCGCUACGCAUGAAGUAUCAUGAACGCAAAAAUGCGUUUCUCGAGCAAGACAUCAAGGUUAAGGAUCCGUUCUGUGUAUUUCGCGACUGGUUAAGCGACGCUCUCAACACUAAGGAGAUUCUGGAGCCUAACGCAGCCGCCUUGGCCACUGUGGAUGCGGAGGGCAAGCCAUCUAAUCGUUUUGUGCUGGUCAAGGAAGCCACAGCCGAGGGCUUCACCUUCUUCACAAACUACGGAAGUCGCAAGGCUGACGAGAUUGCUGCCAAUCCAAAUGUUGCAAUUGCCAUUUAUUGGAUGCCACUGCGUCGCAGCGUUCGCAUUGAGGGCGUGGCCGAAAAGAUACCACACGCUGCAUCCCUCAAAUACUUUCAUGAACGCCCACGUGCAAGUCAAAUUGGUGCUGCGGCCAGUCCACAAAGUCAACGCAUUCCUUCACGCAGCCACCUCGACGAGAUUGAGUGCAGCAUCAAAGCCAAACUGGGCCCCGAUGGUGAGGUGCCGCUGCCCAAUUGGGGUGGCUAUCUAGUGAAGCCGCAUCUCAUAGAGUUCUGGCAAGGACAAACAGAUCGCUUGCACGAUCGGAUUCGCUUUCGACGUGGCCCCAACGUCGAGUCAGAGAUCGAUGGCCAGCUGGUUCAUGGCGGCGAGAAUGGUUGGGUCUAUGAACGACUAGCGCCUUAAGCGACUUGGUGAUAGCAAUUGCAAUGUCUUCCAAAAUAAUAUACUUAAAGUAAAC
Molecule: messenger RNA, 906 nt
Organism: Drosophila albomicans
Lineage: Eukaryota; Metazoa; Arthropoda; Insecta; Diptera; Drosophilidae
Gene: sgll
Product: pyridoxine/pyridoxamine 5'-phosphate oxidase
Exons: 3
Coding region: 138-851 (237 amino acids)
Biological process (GO): pyridoxal 5'-phosphate biosynthetic process; pyridoxine biosynthetic process
Molecular function (GO): pyridoxamine phosphate oxidase activity; FMN binding
Source: RefSeq, a predicted model, not a curated record